AAACAAUGAGCUCAACACAGAAGGACCAACAUGGAGCGACAAGUCAGCGCUCUCAGGAGGCCGACAAACCUCACAGAAGAAAGAGAGAGAAAACAUACACCUGUGACGAGUGUGGGAAGGAUUUUAUUGGGAAGGCUGAACUAAAACGUCAUCAGGUCAUCCACACUGGAGAGAGACCGUUCAGCUGUGACUUGUGUGGAAAGACUUUUUCCAGGAAGAGUCACCUAAAACAACACCAACUCAUCCACAGUGGAGUUAAAGCAUACAGCUGUGAUCAGUGUGGCAGAGCUUUUACUCGCAGUAGCUACUUACAGAGUCAUCUAGUUACCCACUCUGAAAUUAAGGCAUACAGCUGUGACGAGUGUGGGAAGGGUUUUACUGUGAAAUCUUCACUAAAACGUCAUCAGGUCAUCCACACUGGAGAGAGACCGUUCAGCUGUGACUUCUGUGGAAAGAGUUUUUCCAGGAAGGGUUCCCUAAAAACACACCAACUCAUCCACAGUGGAGUUAAAGCGUACAGCUGUGAUCAGUGUGGCAGAGGUUUUACUAACAGUAGCGGCUUACGGAGUCAUCUAGUGACCCACUCUGGAAUUAAGGCGUACAUCUGUGAUCAGUGUGGCAGAGCUUUUACUCACAGUAGCGGCUUACGGAGUCAUCUAGUUACCCACUCUGAAUUUAAUGCAUACAGCUGUGACAUUUGUGGAAAAACUUUCAGUCGGUUUGGGAACAGAAAUAUACACCUACGCAUUCACACCGGGCAUAAUGUGUACUGCUGUGAUCAGUGUGGCAAACAGUUUACAACAGACGCACAGUUACAAUACCACAUGUUUACCCACACUGAGGAGAGACCUUAUAAAUGUGACCUGUGUGAGAAGACUUUUAAAGCUCCAGGUAUCCUGAGAAGACACCAACAGAUCCACACCAGAAAGAGACUCUACAAGCGCAGUUACUGUGAGGACCAACAUGGAGCGAGAAGUCAGCGCUCUCAGGAGGCCGACAAACCUCACAGAAGAAAGAGAGAGAAAACAUACACCUGUGACGAGUGUGGGAAGGAUUUUACUGAGAAGUAUAAUCUAAAACAUCAUCAGGUCAUCCACACUGGAGAGAGACCGUUCAGCUGUGACUUGUGUGGAAAGACUUUUUCCUGGAAGGUUGCUCUGAAACAGCACCAACUCAUCCACAGUGGAGUUAAAGCGUACAGCUGUGAUCAGUGUGGCAGAGCUUUUACUCAAAGUGGCAGCUUACAGAAGCAUCUAGUUUCCCACUCUGGAAUUAAGGCAUACAGCUGUGACAUCUGUGGAAAAACUUUCAGCCGGAUAGGGCACCGAAAUACACACCUACGCAUUCACACCAGACAUGAUGUGUACUGCUGUGAUCAGUGUGGCAAAUACUUUGCUACAGACGCACAGUUACAAGACCACAUGUUUACCCACACUGAGGAGAGACCUUAUAAAUGUGACCAGUGUGAGAAGACUUUUAAAUCUCCACGUAUCCUGAGACAACACCAACAGAUCCACACCAGAAAGAGACUCUACAAGUGCAGUUACUGUGAGAAGCAGAGCGACACAGAUGGAUCCAGUUCUCAACCCUGUCAUCGCUGUGGGAAAGAGUUUCGUUGUGACCUUUGUGGGAAAACUUUCAGUCGGCAAGAAACUCUAAAAGUACAUCAACGUAAACACACUGGAGAAAACAUGAAAUACUGCAAAGAAUGUGGGAGAAGCUUCACCACAUCAAGUAGAUUAAAACAACAUGAACUCAUUCACAGUAGGGUCAAAAUGCACGUCUGUGAUCAGUGUGGGUCAUCUUUCAUUUCUGCAAGUCACCUUAAAACACACAAACGAGUCCACACAGGAGAGAAACCAUAAAAGUGCAGACACUGUGACAAAAGCUUCUCACGAUCAGAUCCUCGGAGCCGUCAUGAACGUACACACAUUGAAGGAAACUACAGCUGUGACCAGUGUGACAA
This is a messenger RNA of Oreochromis niloticus (Nile tilapia), 1966 nucleotides long. Its product is annotated as zinc finger protein 729-like. The coding region runs from base 6 to 1865 and encodes 619 amino acids. Gene Ontology annotation, biological process: regulation of DNA-templated transcription. Gene Ontology annotation, molecular function: DNA-binding transcription factor activity, RNA polymerase II-specific; RNA polymerase II cis-regulatory region sequence-specific DNA binding. NCBI's taxonomy places the organism in Eukaryota, Metazoa, Chordata, Actinopteri, Cichliformes, Cichlidae. The record is from RefSeq and is a predicted model, not a curated record. The transcript has 4 exons.